Molecule: messenger RNA, 1324 nt
Organism: Trichoderma asperellum CBS 433.97
Lineage: Eukaryota; Fungi; Ascomycota; Sordariomycetes; Hypocreales; Hypocreaceae
Source: RefSeq, a predicted model, not a curated record
GGGGAAGCUUUAGCAAGCUCUCGGUCGCUCUCGAGAGCUACACAGAUUUCUCAUUAUCUAGACGUUCUGGCUGCCUAUUAGUCUUAAUUUGAAACUGAUCUAGAGAUUAUCGCGGCGCGCGUGCUAGCUGGCAUCAUGACGCUCGAGAAUGAUGUUGAGACCCAGGCGGGACUUACUGAAAGCACGCCCUUGCUGGUAGGAGAGCAGUCGCGCCAAUCUCAUCCAGAUCAGCAAGAAAAUAAAAAGAGGUCAGCGCGUUGGUACCUGUGGAGGGCGUUUUGGCUUAUUGCUGCGGCCCUUGUCCUUGCAGUUUUUAUCAAGGGCUGGAUUGACGCAGAUGGCGAUGUCAAUUUUGAUUUGAAUGAAGCACUCAAGAAAGCUCUUGGUGGCGGCUUGUCUGGUGCAGCGGCGAUGUUCUUACAAGUUCUACUGCUCAUGCCUCUGAGAACGAUUAUGAACUAUCAAUAUCGCUUUGGAACCUCAUUCACUGUUGCAACACAGAAGCUCUAUGCUGAUGGCGGGUUUGGUCGAUACUAUUCGGGUAUCGGAGCCGCACUUAUACAAGGACCUGUAGCAAGAUUUGGAGACACGGCGGCCAACGCCGGCAUCUUGGCACUUCUGCAGUCCAACUCUUAUCUGAGUCACUUGCCUUCGCUCGGAAAGACUGUCUUUGCCUCUCUUUGUGCUGCUGCUUUCCGCAUGAUCCUCACUCCCGUCGAUACCCUCAAAACGACUCUUCAGGCCCAAGGUGCCGGCGGGACUGCCCUGCUUCGCCAACGCAUCAAAGAACAUGGGGUCGGCACUCUGUGGUGGGGGGCUUUUGCCACUGCGGGAGCGACAUUUGUUGGACAUUACCCCUGGUUUGCGACCUAUAACUUGUUGACGGAGACCAUCCCAGAGCCACCAAAGACUGAGCUUUUCCUAUGGCUGCUGCGGUUGGCCUUCAUAGGAUUCGUCGCAUCGAUAAUAUCCGACUCAGUUUCCAACUCUCUGAGGGUAGUGAAGACUUACCGACAGGUCAAUGACACCAAAGUCUCAUACACCGAGGCCGUGCAACUGGUAAUCAGAGAGGACGGAAUCUCGGGGUUGCUUGGGCGAGGGCUGCCUACGCGCAUCUUGAGCAAUGGUCUUCAAGGACUGCUGUUUUCCAUCCUUUGGAAACUAUUCUUGGAUAUCUGGGAGCAUAAGACAAGCUCGUAACGGAAUAAUGGGGUAUCUUGAGGCGUAUAUCUCUGAGGUAUCAAUGUGAGCGUGCAAAGAUUGACAUGAAACUUAUAAACUACUUUUCGAAUUUAUUUACAUCCAAUUCAUAUAUUAUAUCAGU